Morone saxatilis (striped sea-bass) is the source of this 2029-nucleotide messenger RNA. Its product is annotated as target of Nesh-SH3-like. NCBI's taxonomy places the organism in Eukaryota, Metazoa, Chordata, Actinopteri, Moronidae. Gene Ontology annotation, molecular function: protein binding. Gene Ontology annotation, biological process: positive regulation of cell-substrate adhesion; extracellular matrix organization. The record is from RefSeq and is a predicted model, not a curated record.
UGCGUCGUCAGAACAUGAAGGUUCGGAUCAACGCCACCGGUGACACCAUUGUGAUGAAGUUUGUGCGUCCGAGUCCCGACGUGAAGCUGGAGGGUUACAUUCUGGGCUACGGCAGCAGCAUGUUCUCCAAACAGUUCAUCCAACUGCCCGAGAACGGACAACCGUACGAGACCGAGAUGGACGCGGAGCCGAAGUACCUGGUGGCCGUCCAGCCGAUCCCAGUCAACGACGUGAAGAAACACUGCACAGGGAAGGUGAACCUGGAGAAGCCACUCCACCUGGUGAUCGGCUCCGUCAGCCCGACGGCGGUGCUGCUGUCCUGGGGAAACUCCCUGAAGACGCCUUAUGAAGGGAACAUCAUGAAUGAGUGUCUGGAGGACGGGUUCUACACCAUCCGCUACAGAGAGAGGAACAGGAAGUGGAUCUAUCAGACCUGCCCGACCAGCGACACUGUCAUUGACAACCUCAAACCCAACACGCCCUACGAGUUCGGCGUCCGGUCCAACAAGGACGACCGCAGUGGCAUGUGGAGUAAAGCGGUCAUCCACAACACCAACAUGGGCAAUAAGAACACACAGAAGCCGUACAAGCUGCGCAAUCCUCUCGCAAAGCCGCUGAAACCUCUCGGCCCGCACUCACUCUUCCCUCCUCGUCCCGCUCUGCACAACAGGACUCGACUCUCUCCUCUGCUCAAAAACCCGGCGUUCCCCGGAGCUCCUCGCACUUCUUUUGCGCCGCCUGAGAGCCAGCAGGAAACGUUACCUCCGCCCGGCUCCGCGGAGCCUAAAUGGCCUCAUGUGUCACUCGACAAAGGAAACUCUGUUAGAAACGACACCAACCGACCAGCGGAUCGUCCUCCUGCCCUCCCCCAACUCCUGCACACCAAAGUCCCUCUCUCCAGCGCCACAACCACCCCCUUCCUUAAAUUAUCCUCCAAUGGCGACUUGCGUCAGGGGCAGACUACUAAGGCGCCCACUAAUGCACCCGAGAAGCCUCAUAACCCUGCUGCUUUCAGCAAAUCACAGGAUGGAUCAUCGCUGCUGAGAACAGCUCUGGCCAAUGAGAGAGCCAAAAAUAACAACUGGGGUCAAGGCAGCAAAAGAAUUCUCUCUCCGACACUGCCUUUGCAGCCUUACAACCCGGCAGCUACCACGGUUGUCAGAUCCAUGAGGCCUGCAUCAAGAAACCCCCUCUUUCCCUUCUCUAAUGGCCUAAGACAGCCCCACUCUUCCUCUAGACCCAGUAACUCAUCCCCGACCUCUGGGAUACUCGGGGUAAAUGGACAGCCGCACCGGGGCAUUUCCCCACCUAGACCAGCCAUAUGGUCCAGACCUCGACUGGUGAACAACUCCUUGCUGGAGGAUAAGAAGUCUGAGUUCCCUGAAGUGUUUGACCGUUCGAGUCCCACAGUUGAAGAGCGGUUUUAUGGAUCCCCUGCUCGCCCAAUCAUACCGAUCAACAAGAAACCAAACUUGGUGGGGAAACCCGGAGAAACGGACAAAGUGAACAACUUUAAGCUGACGGACAAGUUGACGAUCCUGAAACCGAAAGUCUCAGCAGCAACCGCCAAACCGACCAAACAGGAACGCAAACAGACCACAACUGCUACGCCAACAACAGCCGCCAGUCGACAGGAAACCUGGGAGGACUCAGAGCUGUUUAAAUCCCAGCCAACCUCUGACGUUGAUGCCUUGGGCAAGAAACGUUAUGUGGCACCUCACGUCGUCUACCAAACGGGGAAGAAACCGGACGAGCCUUGCUCCAUCACCUCCUCCCUCAACUACUUCCCUGAAGAUGAACCGGGCGAGGCAAAUGUAACGGGUCCGCCCAAGUCUCCGCCCUCCAACCUCACGGUGGUGACGGUGGAGGGAUGCCCAUCCUUUAUCAUCCUGGAUUGGGAGAAAACUGACAAUGACACCACCGAGUAUGAAGUCAUCUCCACUGCUAAAGGACCUGACGGCGAGCAAGUUUCCAUCCUGACCACCAACCAGACUCACACCGCUGUGGAGAACCUCAUACCUGAGAGCAG